AUGACCGAGGACGUGGUCCGUGAGAUCCUGAACAUUACCUCCGAAGAUAUUACGAAACUCAAGAAGAUUAUCGCAGAGGACGAGGAGAUCACAAAUGAAAAGGAGAAGAACGAAGUGGCUGUUACGAGUCUAGAGAUUCUUGAGGCCCACAUCUGGAGAGCAAGAUGCCGAGCCUUGAAGCUGAAUGAAGAAGGGACUACAGUUUUUGGGUUAUUCGUUAGAAUCCGCGGCGUUAUGGACCCGCCAUUACCAGAAGGCUACUAUGGGAAUUCCUUUGUCAAUCCUUCAGUGGCGUUGACAGUUAAGGAGCUGAGCGAAUCACCCUUGUCUCGUGUUGUGAGGCUCAUAGCAGAUACGAAGAGAGCGGCGUUAGACAAGCGGUACGUGUUGGGGAAACUUAGUGAGAUUGAGAGAAUUAAUCUGAAAGAGAUGGCAUUGUUUAAGGACAAUAAGGGAGGGUGGAUGACGCUCACGGAUUGGCGGCAAGUCGGUUAUCAGUACGAUGGUUUAGUGAACAUUAUACCUUUGGUUCCGAUGAGAAUGACAUAUUUCUGUAUUCUAUUGCCGGCGUCACAGGCAGAUCCAGGGAUGAGCGGUGGUGCUCGGUUGCUGGUAACGCUUCCUAGGGGAGCGAUGGCCAUGUUCAAGGAAGAGAUCAAGAACGCUUUCUAA
Arabis nemorensis is the source of this 672-nucleotide messenger RNA. The record is from the annotation of a GenBank genome assembly. NCBI's taxonomy places the organism in Eukaryota, Viridiplantae, Streptophyta, Magnoliopsida, Brassicales, Brassicaceae.